This is a messenger RNA of Medioppia subpectinata, 401 nucleotides long. The record is from the annotation of a GenBank genome assembly. NCBI's taxonomy places the organism in Eukaryota, Metazoa, Arthropoda, Arachnida, Sarcoptiformes, Oppiidae.
AAAUGAGUUAUUAAUACAAAAAGAAAACGAAGAAAAGUCUUUAAUUCGUAAAAUUCAAACUUUUAUGACAGAAUCGCUCGGAUUCUCUCCCCCUAUGUUUCACGGUCGAGGAAUCUUUCAGUAUAACAUAGGAAUUCUUCCCUUUCGAAAGCCCAUCACAACAGUUGUGGGAAAACCAAUUGAUGUAAAACAAGUGGACAAUCCGUCGGAUGAAGAGAUCAAUGAAUUGCAUAAUAAAUACAUUAAAAGCUUAAAAGAAUUGUUUGAAGAGAAUAACGAAAAGUAUGGAAACAUAGAUUUAAAGCUUAUAAUCAAAUGAGAUAUGAAAACGAAAACAAGAUUCCUAUUAAAGGACAAUGAAUUGAUCGUCAAAACUAACCUCAUUUGACCCAUUAGUGCAC